This is a messenger RNA of Closterium sp. Naga37s-1, 399 nucleotides long. Lineage: Eukaryota; Viridiplantae; Streptophyta; Zygnematophyceae; Desmidiales; Closteriaceae. The record is from the annotation of a GenBank genome assembly.
GAGGCCCUUCCUGACUUCUCCAGCUACCUGACACGUGGCGUGCAGCGACGGGCGGAGCUCCUGGUGGCGUACAAGGUGGAGCAGAAGCUGGAUGCGUACAUCCCCGAUGGACUCUCAUACACGGACGCCAUGAAGAUGCAAAUCUCUCUCUACAUUGCCAAGGGCUACGUCGCUCCUUAUUUCCCCCCGGAGGACCCCGAGGAGGAGGCUCGGGAGGCGGAGGAGGAGGCUCGGACGAAGCUCGAGGAGGAGAAGCGGAGGCAGCAGGAGGAGGGGCAGGAGAGCAGCGGGUUCUGGAGCCUGUUUUCGUGGGAUGAUGGGGAGGAGGAGGAGGAGCAGGUGAAGGAAGAGAAGAAGGAGGCUGAGUCUUACCUCAUGAGCUUUUUCACUGGGAAAGUG